This is a messenger RNA of Conger conger (European conger), 1985 nucleotides long. Its product is annotated as carboxypeptidase N subunit 2. The record is from RefSeq and is a predicted model, not a curated record. Gene Ontology annotation, molecular function: protein binding. Bases 186 to 1769 code for a protein of 527 amino acids. NCBI's taxonomy places the organism in Eukaryota, Metazoa, Chordata, Actinopteri, Anguilliformes, Congridae. The transcript is spliced from 2 exons.
UCAUUACUUGUGUGAUUGAAGGCCAUUUCAACCAAUUACAAACUACUUUACCCUACUGAGUACAUCUGUUGUGUUACUUAUUCCUGUGAUACAGUUUCAGUUCCAGUCAUCCUUAGCUUAAGUCUACAGUACAUUUUAUUCUUCUCGCCAUUUCUAUCACACGGACAAGAAACACUUAGAACAAAAUGAUGUCCAGAGCCUUUUGUGUCACAUUAUUUAUCUUGCUGCAGCUGUGUUACUAUGGGCAUAGCUGCCCUGCAAAAUGCCAGUGUUUCACUCCAACCCGGGUCUUCUGUUCGGACGAACAGCUCACCGACAUGCCCCAUAACCUCUCCUUGGACGUGAGGGAGCUGGUCAUCAUGACCACCAGAAUCAUGAAUUUGCGCCACAGUGCCUUUCCGGAAGGUUCCAAGCUCUCCAAGCUGGUCUUCCUCAACAACCUCCUUCAGGGGAUCUCCUCCACAGCUUUCAACAAGCUGGCGGGGCUGGAGGAGCUGGAGAUCAGCGGGAACCACCACCUGGAGGAGCUGCUGGCAGGGACGCUGAACGAGCUGGGCAACCUCACCACGCUGGCCCUCAACUUCAACCGCUUCCGGGUAAUGCGGGGCAGGCCGUUCAACAAGCUGUACAAGCUGGAGACCCUGCAGCUCAAGGGCAACGAUAUCAGCCUGCUCGCCGACGACCUCUUUCAGCAGCUCGGCAGCCUCCGUCUCCUGGACCUGUCGCUCAACAUGAUCUCCGCGGUGACGAUGGAGCUCUUCAGAAACCUGGGCCAGCUGCGGACCCUCAAGCUGGGCUACAACCACAUAAAGGCCCUGCCCGUCGACGCGUUCGACGGCGUCCCCCGUCUAAGGGAGCUGAAUCUCCAGGGCAACAAGAUCGCUGCACUCCCCCAGGCCCUCUUCUCCCGGCUGGCCGACCUGGAGAAGCUCAAUCUCCGCGGCAACCAGCUUAAAAAUCUCACCGGUGACGUCUUCCCGCUGGGGCUGAGCGAGCUGAACCUGGUGGACAACAAGCUUGCCCAGCUCUCCCCCACCACGUUCCAGGGGCUGCCUCAUCUAACCUGCCUGCUCCUUUCCAGAAACCAGCUCUCCGUCUUCCCGGAGGAUCUGUUCCAAAACCUGACCGCCCUGGUGCAUGUGGACCUGUCCCACAAUCUGAUUGCGGGUCUCCCGGAGACAACUUUCAGUGGGCUCUCUGAACUGACGGUGGUGCACCUGGAGAACAACAACAUCAGCAGCCUGGAGAGUGGGCUGUUUGAGGACCAGGACUACCUGGAUCAGCUCUACCUGUCCCACAACGCACUGCAGACUGUCCCCACAGGCUUUUUCGACAACUUCUUGUCCGGUAAUAUGAUACGGUUGCACGGUAACCCCUGGACCUGCGACUGCCACUUGCUGUACCUCCACGAUUGGCUGGACUACGGUGCAGGACCGAGUCAGGAUAUCUCCAACAUGUACUGCGGGGCACCUUCCUUUCUGAGCGGCCGAGGAGUGGCGUCUCUGAAGAGGGAGCAGCUUGUGUGCGCGGCAAACAGUACCCAUGAGACUGAGCUGUCUGUCACUCAACCCGUGGAGACCCCGCCCACCGCCGUCUGCACCAUCCAGGAAACCAACAGGACCAUUUCUGUUAAGUGCAACAUCCAGAAAUGUCCCCGGGUUAAACUUCUUACCUGGUACCAGAAGGAGGGCAACCAAGAGAUUCUCACAGAACAUGAAUUUUAUCAUGGCACAGAGUGUCUUAAUUCCACUAUAACCAUCAAUUUUUAGAUAAAGCCUCUAAACGUGACUGUGGCACACACUGAAAUGGCACCUCCAACAGUGCUCACCAUAAGACUUUCUGAGUAUCCUGUAUCCUGUCUGAGAGAGUGUUCCUAAACCCCACAAACGACAGAACUAUCAUGCGCUGUCAGCUACCAUGUACUGUCAAACAGCUUUGGUCUCCUUAGCGAAUAUAUCCCUUUCAUAAUAAAGAGUCAGCGAUGA